CACAAAUCCUCCCAAAAACCAUCAAUUCCCUCUCUUUUUUUUCCUUAAUAAAACUUCACUCCAAACACAUUAAAAAAAGAAAAUAAUGGCAAUCAAAAAAUCAGCAAAAUUACCACAAACAGCAGUACUAAAACAAAUACUAAAAAGAUGUUCAAGUCUAGGCAAAAAACAAGGAUAUGAGCCAGAAGAUGUUCCAAAAGGGCAUUUUGCAGUUUAUGUAGGAGAUAAUAGAACAAGAUACAUUGUUCCUAUUUCAUUACUAAACACACCACAGUUUCAAACUUUACUUAAUCAGUCUGAACAAGAAUUCGGUUUCUGUCAUCAAAUGGGUCUUACUAUCCCUUGUGAUCAACAUCUCUUUGAAUCUCUUAUUACUUCCAUGCUUUUAUUAUAAUAAGCAGCUCUUGAUGCCUUAUUAAAGGUAAGGUUAGAAACCCAUUUGGAGAAUUUUUUUUUUUUUUUUUUUUUGUUUUCAUGGGUUUUGGGAGAAAUUUUGUAUAUUUAUUUAGUUUUAAUCACAUAAAAAAAUUAAUAUAUAUCUCACGGUGGUCGAAUGUUACCCGGUGAGAAAAUUGAUUGGUAGUUAUUAUGUUAAAACUGUUAAUUAAUGACAUGAAGUACGUAUAUUAUUAAUUAUGAUUGGUUAACUACUCUUGGCUACUCUUUAGUCUCUUUUACUUGUUUUUCUUUGUCUUUUACUCUAACUCCAAAGAUUUCA
Messenger RNA from Amaranthus tricolor (Joseph's coat), 718 nucleotides. RefSeq names its product protein SMALL AUXIN UP-REGULATED RNA 12-like. Gene Ontology annotation, biological process: response to auxin. The transcript has a single exon. The coding region runs from base 86 to 394 and encodes 102 amino acids. Lineage: Eukaryota; Viridiplantae; Streptophyta; Magnoliopsida; Caryophyllales; Amaranthaceae. The record is from RefSeq and is a predicted model, not a curated record.